GGGAACUGUUUUUUUUUCUUUUUCUUUCUUUUCCCCAGCCGAUCUCCGUCUUCGAUUGGACGCGAGAAUUGAAUUCUAACAUCUACUUUCCGACAAAUUUCCCUGAAACCCAAACAAGGGGGAAGAGUUGAGCUUUGGAUUUGCUGUAAUGGACGAGGUGGUGGAGGCAGUGGAGAAGGCGAAGCAGGAAUGGGACGAAGCUUAUGCUAAGACGCAGAUCCACAUAAAAUCGAUCGAAGAGUAUCGCAAAUCCGGAGAUGGUAUCGAAGGAGCGUCCUCACAGGAAAAGAAUUCGCUUCCCAGAUUGAACGGCCUGGCGCAAGAUGGAUUGGCGCUGCUCCAGUCGCUGGAAUUCAAGCUCGAUCUCUUGGCUCCCCAGUUGCCCGCCGACGAUCAAGUUAAAUCGGCGCAAUCGCUGCUCGAAUCCUGGAAGAAACAGUCCCAUAGCUUGCGGUUGAGUUUGAGGAAUGCCAAUUUGCAAGCAAAGGCUAACCUAAGGAAGGCUGCUCAGGAUGAGAGAAAAUUGCUUUUGGGAGGUGGAGAAGAGUCCACAGCUCGCAGGCGAAAUCUACAGACAAAGGCUGGGAUGACAUCUGCAGCAGAAAGCAUUACAGAAAGCCUUAGGCGCACUCGGCAGCUGAUGGUUCAGGAGGUGGAAAGAAGUUCUAACACACUUAUGACUUUCGACGAAUCUACCGGGGUGUUGAGAAAGGCUGAAAGUGAGUACAAGGGUCAUCGCUCCUUGUUGAUGCGAACAAGAAACCUACUGUCCACUAUGCAACGACAUGAUGUUAUCGACAGAUUGGUGAUUGCUGUGGGAUUCUUCUUGUUCUCUUGUGCUGUACUUUAUGUGGUCUCCAAGCGCAUUGGGCUACUCAGGCUGCAGAGAACGGUAACUGCUGCAAUUAAGGCAGGGAUGGCUGGAAAAGGGGGGCGUGAAGCAGUUGAAGAAGGCAUUAAGAAUCUCGCUCGAAUCCCCCAAAAUGCUGAUCCGCAGAGACAAGGUCUGUUGAAGCAUGCCAUGCAUGAUGAACUUUAGACUUCCUAGGGUUAUUAAUUUCUUCCUUGGCUUGUAUUGUUUCGCCAUACCCUUACCAGUAAAUGUUUCCUGUAUGGUUGAAUCGUUUAGAUCACUCUUGUCUUGAGUUUGAUAUAUGCAUAUUUGCUAAAUCCUUACUGAACAAGGAAAACGGGAUUGAAGUAAAUACAACAAGAUUUUGCAAGUUAGAGUCCCAUCUCUGUUUCCUCUUUCUCUGUUGGAUAUAUAACCCACAUUUUCACUUGGAAAAGAAGUGGGGAAGAAAAGGAAUGAGAAACA
Messenger RNA from Linum trigynum, 1318 nucleotides. The record is from the annotation of a GenBank genome assembly. Lineage: Eukaryota; Viridiplantae; Streptophyta; Magnoliopsida; Malpighiales; Linaceae.